AUGGAUCAUAAUAAUAGUAGUACUGAAUGUAAAAAAUUAUUAUCCUAUAUAAUGAGUAUUGCUGGUGAUUGUCGUUUAAUGAUUGUACAUAUAACAUCACGUGAAGAAGUUGAAAAAUAUCGUGAACAAUAUCAUAUGAUGAGUGAAGUUGAUCUUGAAAUUCGAAAAGCUAUUGAUGAAGUUGGUAUCAAUGCAGAGAAUUCGGAAUUCUCAUGGGUUGCGGAAUUAACACCGAUGAUUGAACGGAAUUUAUUUGCUAGCGUACAUGCUUAUGAAUACGCAAUAAAAGUCGUGUGA
Molecule: messenger RNA, 297 nt
Organism: Rotaria socialis
Lineage: Eukaryota; Metazoa; Rotifera; Eurotatoria; Philodinida; Philodinidae
Source: the annotation of a GenBank genome assembly